Messenger RNA from Styela clava, 3607 nucleotides. Its product is annotated as ubiquitin carboxyl-terminal hydrolase 1-like. Lineage: Eukaryota; Metazoa; Chordata; Ascidiacea; Stolidobranchia; Styelidae. Gene Ontology annotation, cellular component: cytosol; nucleus. The record is from RefSeq and is a predicted model, not a curated record. Gene Ontology annotation, molecular function: cysteine-type deubiquitinase activity. Gene Ontology annotation, biological process: protein deubiquitination.
CUUGCUAGAUACAUUACAAUGAAAUUGUUUAUAUUCCACUUUUCAUUAUUUUAAUAUAUCCCAUAUUUUGAUAAUAUAUGAAUUAGAUGGAUAUACCAUCAACUCCAGAUAUCCAAUCAACAGCAGAUGAUAUAUUUUCAACUUAUGGAUUAGAUGAUUUCGAAGAAUUUCCAAUUGUACCUUUCAUUGGAUUGAGAAAUUUAGGAAACUCUUGUUUUUUCAAUAGUGUUUUGCAGAUUCUCUUUUACUGCCCUGGUUUUCAAAAAUGUCUGACAGAGAUUGCAGAGAAAAUAAAAGAUGGUUCAAUUGAAUGUUCUGGUAAUGCAGUGGACAACGAUGACAAUCUGAAAUUACUUCUGGAAUUGCAAAAGCUCUUCAUUCACAUGAGAAACAAUCAAGAUGUUCUUCUCAAUUCAUCAGAUGAAAUAAUUGACAAAGAAAAUAUUAAAGCCGUGCGACCUGAAGAUUUAAUGCAAAUUUUGAGGAAAGUUUAUCCUGCAUUCGAGCCAUAUACCCAACAAGAUGCCCAAGAAUGUUUGAGAUGUAUUCUCAGUAUUCUGCAAGAUGCAAUGCAACCAUUGGAUGGAGAGAAUAAAAGCGAGAAUUUAUCAAAACCAAUGAUCACUGACAAGACUUGCAAGGUGUUUGGAGGCAGAAAGUUUGGUGACACUGUGGUGGUAUCUAGUACAAAUGAGAAAUCGCAAAGAGAAAAUCAAGAUCCGAAUAUCAAUCCAAUAAAACAAGUAUCCAGGACAACAGCUUCUCGAAAAAAACACAUGAAGACAUUUUUAAGGCGACCAUUGAAAGUGAAAUCCAAUAGCGAAGAACCAGUUCAACAUUUUGGUGGAAAAUCACCUACCAAUGUUGAAUAUAAAUUAAAAACCAACACAAAGUUAAUACGUAAUGAACAUUCAUUAACAGAAAAUGAAAAUAGUGUGAAUGUAAAGAGUUCUGGCUGUUUUGGGAAGUUGACAAAAAGGCAUGUUACCUCAGACAAUAUAGUUCAGAAAAGCAGUUCAUCACUGAUAUCAACACCAACAAAGAGACCAAAUUCGUGUGACAUCACCUCCCUGUCACCUCCAACCAAACGAAAAAAGUUGAAUAUCGGUAACGGAAUAAAAAGUUUUUGCAAACCUUUCUCAUCCAAUUUGAACAAAUCUAAAUUGCCAUGGCAAACUGAUAAAAACAAGUCGUACUCACUAGUGGAAUCUAAUAAGAGUGGGAAACGAAAUCCUUUCAAGGUUAUACUCAAAUCAAGUCAAAACUCACAAUACAAAAAAUUUGAUACAGAAGAUGCAAAGAUUAAUGGUUUUGAAGAUGAAUUUCUUGAACCGGAGGAUUUGAUUGCAAAUGUAAAAGAUCAAUUAGUAAAUGAGAAAGACAUUGACGAAGAGGAAAUCAAAAAACCACUCAAGUUUGUGGAAAAUUUAUUCCAAGGUCUUCUUGUUAAUGAAAUAAGAUGUAUGGAAUGUGAAAACAGCGUCCAGAGAAAAGAACCUUUUAUGGACAUCAGCUUGCCAGUUCGAGAGAGCAGAAAAGCUUUGGCAUUUACUGCAGAAUCUAAUAAAGAAGAAUUAUCAGAAUCAAGUUCUGAUGACGAGGAUGAAGAAUUGACUGACAAUUGUUCUGUUAUGUGGGGAUUAUCUGCUUUCACUUGUCAUGAAAUACUUGAAGGAGAAAACAAGUACUAUUGUGAUAAAUGCUGCAGGUACUCUGAAGGUGAACGCAAACUGCAGUUUUCUAGUCUUCCGCCUAUCCUGACUUUUCAUUUGAAAAGAUUUGCAACUUCCAAACCCCAUGCUGGAGGAGAUGCAUUUUGUGGCACUGUGUCGAAAAUCAAUAGCUGUCUUAGUGUUCCAUUGCAAUUAUGUCUUCACCAAUGGUGUUCUUCUUCUUGUGGGAGAAGUAAAGAAAAGUACAUACUAUUCGGAAUAAUCAUUCACAGUGGUGUAACUAUCUCAAGCGGCCAUUACUUGUCAUAUGUGAGAUUGAUGAACUCAUCUCUUAGUCGAGGAAAGGAAGAUAUGGACGAGCGUCUACAAACAUACGAAGAUAGUUGGUUGGAAGCAGAUGAUGAACGAACCAGAAUCAUUACUCAAAAGGAACUAUUGGACGUUAUUUCACCGACAGAUGUAGAAGGAAUAUCUAGGACUCCGUAUUUGCUAUUUUAUCAUAGAGUUGAUGACAUUUGAGCUUUUGAAACUUGCCUUUUUCCUGUGUUUUGUAGCUUUCCUAUGAAGAACUUGGUUGGACCUUCGCUUACAAUGAUGCUUUAUGUGCUAUAAGUUUACUAAAAAUUUCCUUGUGAUAAUGCCCAGUGUGUUUCAAAUACCAUGUAAGCUGCACUAAGUAAGUAUUGCUUUAAUGUGAUUUUAAAAUUUUAAAAAAAAAAUUCAAGUCUCUAAUUUGUGUGAUGUUUAAAGAUUACAUUGAAUCAAAAUUUGACAUUUUACAUUCACUUAAGAUCAAUUUGUAAAACUGUGUUUCUUUUUAGAGACAGGAAAAACUGAAAUUGAAUUUUAGAAUUUUUUUGGUUGGGUGACACUGACAUAUCUUUCGUUUUUUUAUUUUUUAUUUGUACACUCGCUCAUUCAAUGGAGAUGUAUUUCAUCAUCAUUUACUCAAAGGAGGUGGUGGGUGAGAACAAUUUGGUUGUUCAGAUGAACAAUUCUUUUUUGUGUAAGAAGAAUACACUGUCAUGAUUAUCUCAUUAAUGCGUCUAUUCGAAAUGAAAUAAUUUUAGCAUGGCAAACCCAUUGAUCUAGUCAUUUCAGUCAGUAUUAUCAACUAACAAAAACCUCAUAUUAUACAUUUUUUUGUUGUAGUUUGCUCAAACUCGUGAGCAAAACUGGUAAGUGCAUCAUUGUUGAUAAAUUUGUUGAAAUUGGACUGAAGUUCUGAUGUGUGAUUCAUUUCUUUGUGGACGAAUACCAAGCCAAUGUGUUUCAAUUUAUAUUUGCUCAGAAAUCAAAAGAAACUACUGCCAGGAACAAAAUUAAAAAAAAAAAUUUUGAAAAAUGAACUGCUUUUUAAUAAUUAUUCAUUUAUUCAUGUAUGAUUUGUUCAAAUUGAACUACUGCCAGGAAAAAUAAAAAUAAAUUCUGAAAAAAAACCUUAAAAUAUCAUCAACUUAGUUCAGAGACAAUAGUAAUUUCUUAUUCUUCUGGAAAAAAUGUUAUUAAUAUCAGGUAUUUGUUGUGAUUCAAUGGGCAGGACAAUAUUUUACAGCUAUCUGGCACCAAAAAUUGUAAUUUGUACUGUAAAAAUGUUUUUCGUCAGUGUGAUUAGACAUUAAUAAUAUAAUUAUAAAAACUUAAAAAUAAUCAAGAUAUUCAGGAAAUUGACCAAAUUGUAUGAUGAUUAUUUUACGUUCCUGAUACGGAGUACAGAUACCAUAAUUUUCUAUGAUUCAUAGGACAUUGUAUGUUUAACUUUUUGUUGGGUUGAUCGAUUUGUGAAUAUUUUUUGAGAUAUUGGGCCAAUAAUUCUUUGAUUUAAAAUUGAAUGGAAUUUUAUUCUGCCAUUUCUUUUCAGUUUUUUCCUCAGCACAUAUUUUCUGUUCGUUUUACUUACUGUCACAUUUUCAAUAAACAAAUAUGGGAAGAAA